AUGAAUAUCCCCUCAGCUUCUACACCAAUUGAGGAUGCUGUUAACAUGGGGUUGAAAUCUGAAGAAAUUCCGAAAGCUGAUGAGACUGGCAAUGAUGGAACCAGUAAUACUUGGGUAUCGUGGACUCCUGGAAGUGAGAGUGUCAAAGAAUCUUUGAAAUCAUUUCAUAGGAAGACCAAGACUGGGUGCAUAAGAUGUAGAAUAAGAAGAGUGAAAGUAGGUGGUGUAUUUCCUUCGGCACGUGAUGCUUGCGAUGAAUGUCGACCAAGUUGCCUCAAUUGUAAACGGCAUGGAGUGGAAUGCAAGUACGAAUCGACUACAUCCAGAAAAAUUCCAGAGAAACCCAAUACAGAAAAUGUCACUGCCAAAGAACUACGGACUAAAUUUCCCGAGACUGGCGAAAGACGUCUACGAGAACUUACCCUGCUUCAUCAUUACACAACCAGCACGAGCCGAACAGUAACAUUUACUAAUUCAGCCAAUCCUGACCAGACUUCUAUCGACAUAUUCACACAAAUUGUUCCUGAAUUCGCUCUAACAAACGAAGCACUCCUAUACUCUAUCUACUGUAUAUCCUCCCUUCACCUGAAUGACCAAACAACCUCAUCCAGCACCGAACCAUACACCCACACCCCCACUACCUCUCUAAUAGACGCCUACACCUACCUCGACAUAACUCUCCAACUCCACCGUCAAGACACCCACCACCUCACCCCCCAAAACGCCGACGCCAUCUGUCUAACCUCCAGCAAUCUCCGCAUCUGCGCCUUCGCCUUGCUUCAAAAGCGUUCUCUAUCCCCCUAUAGUCCCCCCUCCGACUGGAUAAAAAUUACCCGCAGCGCAUCGAUGGCUUUCAAAACCGCGUGUCAGUGCAUCUCAUCCCAAGAUCUCGACGCAAACGACGAAGCGCAGAAGAAAAGCGUUGCAUGGAUAUUUGUGAAACGCAUGCCGGUUUUGGCGCACCCUGUGGAAAUGUUCAAUCAGGAAAAUGCGGAGAAAUUCAUCCAUUUAUUGAGAAGAAGGGAUGCAGAUUUGGAACAUGAGGAGUGGAGUGAAGAAAUUGAAAAGGCGUAUAUGUCUACGAUUUGUUUUCUGGGAUAUGUGUAUAAACGUGUUGAAGCGAAAGCGAAUCCAGCGGUAAUUACACGAUUAUUGAUCGGGUUUCCAUUUUUUAUCGAGCAGCGGUUUGGGGAGUUGAUCGAAGAGGGGAAAGAUAGAGCGUUGGUUUUGUUGGGGAUUGUGUUUGCGCUGUUUGUGAGAAUUAGGAAGAUUUGGUGGAUUGGGGGGUGUGGGGAGAGAGAGGCCAGGGGAAUAUUGGGGGUGUUGGGGGAUGAAUGGCGGGAUGUGAAGGAGGAGAUUAGGGAUUUGGUUAGAGAGGGUGAGAUGAAUGUAUACGAGUUUAUAUGA
This is a messenger RNA of Botrytis byssoidea, 1407 nucleotides long. RefSeq lists its product as uncharacterized. The record is from RefSeq and is a predicted model, not a curated record. The transcript has 2 exons. NCBI's taxonomy places the organism in Eukaryota, Fungi, Ascomycota, Leotiomycetes, Helotiales, Sclerotiniaceae. Gene Ontology annotation, molecular function: DNA-binding transcription factor activity, RNA polymerase II-specific; zinc ion binding. Gene Ontology annotation, biological process: regulation of transcription by RNA polymerase II. Bases 1 to 1407 code for a protein of 468 amino acids.